GACCUCCAUGAUGACACAAGUAAAUAAUUAGCUCAACUAAGUGAAAAAUGGAACAUAUAAAGUGAGCUAUAGAGCAGCUAGCUAGCAUGAGAAUGUGUGUGUGUGUGACUGAAUUAAACUUGGUACCCUGUGAAUGAGUGUAUUUGUGUGUGGGUGUGUGUGUGUGUGUGUGUGUAUGGUUGGGGGCAGUCUCCUUGUCACAGUGACUGUGGUUUGUGAACAGUGCAACCACACAGUCAGUGAGGCAGAAGCGUGUCAGACAUCUGAGCCUCUGUCGCAUCAGACCCCUGACGGACACUGACGCAGUGUUUCUGUAGAGUCUCUGGACUCAGGCAGUGUACGUAUGGAGAGACAGGCGGUGCAGCGGACCAGGGAGGCCUUCCUGAGUGGCAGGACCCGGCCUUUGGAGUUCAGGCUGCAGCAGCUGCAUGCCCUGAAGCGGAUGAUCAGUGAGAAAGAAACAGAAAUUUCAACUGCACUUAAACAGGACAUCAACAGGAGCCAGUACGACACACCUCUCCUGGAGCUAAUCGGCAUUGAGAAUGAGAUCAAGCUGGCGAUAGACAAACUGGCUGUGUGGGCAGCUCCUCGGCCUGUAGAGAAGAACUUCCUCACCAUAUCAGAUGAGGUUUAUAUUCAGCCUGAGCCCCUUGGAGUGGUACUUAUUAUUGGAGCCUGGAACUACCCCUGGGCCCUCACUCUGGGGCCCCUGAUCGGAGCCAUAGCUGCAGGCAAUGCAGCUGUGGUGAAGCCGUCGGAGCUAAGCGAGUAUUCUUCCCUCCUCCUCCAGGCACUGCUGCCUCGCUAUCUAGACAAGGACCUGUACCCAGUAGUAACAGGUGGCGUGUCUGAGACCCAGGAGCUGCUGAGGCUGAGGUUUGACCAUGUCUUCUACACAGGAAGCAGCACAGUUGGUAAACUGGUGAUGGUGGCUGCGGCUCGCCACCUCACUCCAGUUACCCUAGAACUGGGAGGGAAGAGUCCCUGUUACAUUGACAAGAACUGUGACAUCAGAACUGCCUGCCGUCGUAUCACGUGGGGUAAGUUUGUCAACUGUGGUCAGACCUGCAUCGCUCCAGACUUCAUCCUGUGUGAACCCUGCAUCCAGGGUCAAGUGGUGGAAUGCAUCCGACAAACUCUGCUGGAGUUUUAUGGAGCUGAUCCCAAAUGCUCACCUGACUACGGCCGGAUUGUCAACCAGCGUCACUUUAACAGAGUGAUUGGUCUGAUGGAGGGUUACACUCCAGUGGUGGGAGGCCAGAGUGAUGCUUCACAGUGCUACAUCGCCCCGACAGUCCUGAAAGACGUGCCUCCCCAAUCCAGAAUGAUGCAGGAGGAGAUCUUUGGUCCUCUGCUGCCCAUCGUCACUGUGAGUGACAUGGAUGAUGCCAUUCACUUCAUCAAUGAGAGAGAGAAACCUCUGGCCCUGUACAUCUUCUGCAGUGAUAAGAAGGCUUCAAAAAAGAUGAUUGGUGAGACCACGAGUGGAGGAGUGACGGUCAAUGACGUGAUGAUGCACUACACACUCAGCUCUCUGCCGUUUGGUGGUGUUGGUCAGAGUGGUAUGGGCCGCUACCAUGGAAAACACACCUUUGACCAGCUAAGCCACCAGAGGGCGUGUCUGAUCCGGUCUCUGGGCAUGGAGAAUGUCAACUUGGCUCGGUACCCUCCCCAGGACCGCCGGCGGGCACGUAGGGUGCGGUUGGCCCUCAGGUCACCCCUGAUUGACAUGUCCAAGAGGACGUUCAUCUGGGCUGUUGUCGCCACCAUCAUUGGCUUCGGCCUGUUCAUCAGCCUCCUGGUCAUCCUGCUCAUAGCUUCAGGCCUCAACUGUACCUGCUGGUACUGGAGAGGCUUUUAUAACUACUUCUACUGAUAACCAGAGACACUUCUCAAAGACAGUGCCUGUAAUUUGUGUUCCAUGUUACAAACCUGAACAAAAUGAAUCCUGUUUUACAUUCAGAUGUUUUAAAUCUUUCCAUAUAUGUUUUAAAUAUACAACUGAGGGUUGAGGGUUGAGGCCAUUAGAUCUAACUUCUAUUUGCUGUGUGCCUGAUUUUGUACAUAAUAUGGUUCUUAUUUGUUGCAAAAUUAACGAAAGCACAAAUUUGAUCAUGAAGUGAGAAAUCCACAGUCCACAUACAGUAUUCAAUAAUUACAUACAUGCAUUUUUUGCUUUUUUAUUACAAAAUAAGAUUUUUGUUAAUAUGUUACUAAUUUAUUUAGCAAUUUUGUUGAAGUUCUUCUGAAAAUGCCUUUUCUUUUUAAAAUAAUAUGUCAGUUUCAAGCUGCCUGUGACAAGUCGUUAUCCUUUACAUUUUCAGCUCUAAUUUUCGAUCAUACUAUAUAAAACAUGCAGAUCAAGAUGAAUCGCAUCUUUUUUCCACUCUGUGUUGAUUUUUGAAACAACAAACACAACCUCUACGGACAUUAAAAUGAACCCUUCUUCAAAUAGUAA
Hippoglossus stenolepis (Pacific halibut) is the source of this 2458-nucleotide messenger RNA. RefSeq names its product aldehyde dehydrogenase, dimeric NADP-preferring. Gene Ontology annotation, molecular function: aldehyde dehydrogenase (NAD+) activity. The coding region runs from base 344 to 1876 and encodes 510 amino acids. Lineage: Eukaryota; Metazoa; Chordata; Actinopteri; Pleuronectiformes; Pleuronectidae. Gene Ontology annotation, biological process: aldehyde metabolic process. The transcript has 10 exons. Gene Ontology annotation, cellular component: cytoplasm. The record is from RefSeq and is a predicted model, not a curated record.